AUGUUUUAUUCUGUUUUAUUUUUCAUUGCUCUCACGACACUAGUUUUUAUAACUUUUAUACUUCUCAAUAAAUCACAAUUACAAUUUGAAGAAAAACUAACCUCUAAAACUAUAAUCAUAUGCCUUUUUGGCCUUAUUGUUUUAAUGAAUUAAAUUUAGCUAAUGAGUUAAUUCAAAUCUACAAAUAAACUUCUAAAUAUUUUUAGUGCAUUGGAUUUAAUCGAACUACCAUAAAAUAUAAACAUUUAAGAACUCAAUGUUCUCUUCAAUAAAACUAAAGGAAUCUAUUUAACAAAUAAUACUUUACCUUAUAGCCUUUAAUAAUAGUUCGAGAACACUUAAAAACCUUAUUUGCAUAUAAAUUUUGAUCAUUAUUCAGCUUUAAAUAUAGAUUCCAUUUAUUUAAAUAAGAAAAUGAGUUAAUUAUAUAAUGAAUUGCUUUAAUAAAAAUAGCAGCCAUCAAUCUUAAUUAUAAAAAUUGAAUCAAUUAAUACAGAAUUCUUUGAAUAUUUAGAGUAAAUAUUUGAAUAAAGUGAAUGCACUUUGAUAUUAUAUGGAUCUCAAAUUAAACAAAUUAGACAUAUUUGUAAUUAUAUUGACCCUUAUUAGAAGUGCCAUCUUUUUAUAGAUUUUCUUAGUAAUUACUAAUAUGA
Molecule: messenger RNA, 653 nt
Organism: Paramecium sonneborni
Lineage: Eukaryota; Ciliophora; Oligohymenophorea; Peniculida; Parameciidae
Source: the annotation of a GenBank genome assembly